AGCAAACUUGUUCCUCUCUUCCGCACAUGCCUCUAAUAGUACAGUUGGUUUUAUCGAAAACGAAAACUAUCGAGCAAACGUGGGACUACAUGUAGGCUGCACAAAAACAACGGGCACUACGUUGAUUUCUUCGACAUCUCACGUAAGUACUAAAAGUGGAACUUCGCGGGGUCCGGCGGAGCGCAGCUGCGUAGCAACUCGGGAGUGCUACACAAGAGCUUCUGAGCGUUUGAUUCGCGCGCGUGCCUCGUUCGUCUUGCAGCUAGGAAGACAAGUGUCAUAGCCGUCAACAUGAGGCACUGCGCUCGACGACUCCUGUUGCACGCUGCCUGGCUGUGCAGUCUGCAGACGAUCGAAGUGGCUUGGGCGAAUUAUCUAGAUCUGAUCGACGACCAGCCCGAGGACAUUGACCUCGAAGGCAAGGAGCAAGCUGCGGCUGAGGCACAGGGGUUCUUUGGCGGGGGAAACCACAAGGGCCUUACCCUCGACGGGCAACACGAGGAAGAGCGGGCCAAGUUCGCCUACAACACCGAGCAUCUGUGGAACGUGAUUCUGAAGCACGCAUCCAUGCACGCGGAGCUGGUGUCGGACGUGGUCGCAGCCAUUGUAGACGGUCGCCGGGCCGUGGUGGGUGUGGCAGACAAGCACUUUCGCAUUCUCGAGGAGAGCGUGCGAAGGCACGCGGCGCGCCUUUUUCGGGUUGAGUCUACGGAACACUGGCAGAAGUUGAAGGUAGACGUCGAGAAGCUUACCCAGAGUAUGUGCCGCAAGACGGGGAACGGCGACUACCGCCUGAAGCUGCGUCCAGGGUACAACCCCGAAGGGAAGAAUUGGAUCGCGUAUACUUACCGCUACUGCACUUAUCAAAAGCAUGUAACUGCUGACGGGCCCUACAGUGUGUGGAUCAUGCAGAGCAUGGCUGAUUUGGUCGUUUCGGGGGCAAAUUAUGAUCCUCGCGCCUGGGCAAAAAGACGGCAGAGCCAGACGAUGAUUCUUAUUCACGAAGCAGCGCACUGCGUUCUGAAUUGCGAGGACCACAAAUAUUCCCGCGGAUGGCUGGACCAGUCGCCUCUCGAUAUGAUAAGAAUUGCUUGAGGUUUUUUUUGCAGCAUAUUGUAGAACCCAGAUUGCUGUUUUAGAUUUUUGUACGUCCACCAUGAUGUCGUGGUCCAUGUCAUGUGAGAGCGAAAUAAAAGCGAAAGGUAAAGGAAUACGAAUAGUGAAGCGAGCUACGAGCUGGCACAGUUGAGGAACGCACUCAGAGGCAGAGCAGCUAAUUGUAAUUUAUUAGGCUCGUCGAUCGCCGGUAAAAGUUAAAAUGCUAUCGCUCAGGAAUAAAGGCAUGAAAAGUCGCAUCAGGCCACAGCUCACAUUGAAGAGGGGACAGCAAAAAUUAUUUGCAGCGUCUUUACACAGUGCUGGCAGAAAGGGCGUAUUUUUGUGAUCCCGCAGCAACUCAAUCGCGCGGAGCAGUUCAGCAAUGCUGACAACUGGGCUUAUUUUGUGGAAUCCGUUGUGGAGUAUUGUUUUUUUUUACACUUUUUUUCUUGCCUCUAGUUCAUUCUACAGAUGAUGGUGGAUCCGCCAAUUUUUUCUUCUGCAUGGCACCUGCGAAAACAUUUCGUUGAGGACGUUGCGCCAAUAUAUAUAAAGAUACAAAUCAGGCCAGUGCAUCCGCAUGCGCAUGCGGCUAUCGCAAACGGAAACUGCUUAUCCUAGUCUUAAGGAACAGAUGCGAGCACCCAGUCUGUCUUCUUCAGCGAUGAAUUACUUUUUUUUCAGGGAUCUGAUCCGGCGAAGCAACCCGGACGAUCCGGUACCAAAUGCAAAGAUGUGUUGGUAGCUGCGCCUAGUAGUUGUCGUCUGAUGAACCUCGUGUCUUGAACUUUGUGUAUGAAGCGGCCUCUACCUAGCUUGUAUGAACAGUGCGGUCUUCUAGGCCAACGCGUGUUUGCAUUUGAUACGCGGAGUACGCCAACAAGGCAGACACGAUCGAACUACGGACCAAGAGCGAUGGGAAGUUUAUCUUCGAUAUGCCAAACAAGAGCUUUGAAACCGAAGUCGAGUCCCGAGCGACGCAGCAAAUGUUUGCCACUCAGAUCAGGGACUGGCUUCACCCAGACACCUGCACGAAAAGGUCGCCGAAGGACGUGAAAGCGAUGGACUUCCCACGUACAGCACUGCGCGACUUCAUUUUUGUUUUCGUAACAAAACUACGUCGAGCUUUCUUGUGUUUUGUUUUCGUAACAAAACUACGUAGAGCUUUCUUGUGGCACAAUAUUUAUUUCAUUUCAUCUAGACGGUAGGAGGUUGAAAUCCGAUUAUUUUCAAAGUUUCGGCACCCUCAAAUUGAAAUUUAUACAGCUGUUCCGUAUGCGCUGCAACCACGAGAAAUUCGGCAUCAGAGGCAGCUAUCAAAUGCAAAUGUGUCUGGGUCUGGAUGACUGGCCGUCUUUUCUAUCACAUUCACAAAAAUCAAUAAAUGUCCACCUGAAGAAGUGCACCCAAAAGGAUUACAGGUUUUGCGGAGGCUUGACGAUGCCUGUACAGCAUGAGAAACUUGUUCCUUGCGCGGCAAGAAAGGGAAAGCUUUUGGCACCCGACGCAACACACGGCUUUGUGUGAUCCGAACCUAGCUGCAUUAAUACAGGUUUGCACCUCUUCAGACCCAGACAUGUUUGCAUUGCAUAGCAGCACGGAAUCACCUACGAGCUUGACCACCACAUCGACGACUCGAUCAAGCUACUGCGGUUCCUCUGUAUGAAGUGGGAGACCCGUCGAGAUCCGGAUGCGCAGUAAGAGGUCAGCGGAAGAGCUGUAAGGAGUCACUUGACGGGUUUUUUUCCGGAGUACGACGUGCGAGCAGCGACGCUCUGGUGAAGGGGUUUUCCUCGAGCUCGCCGCAUGUCGGCACGCGUAGCAGCCUUGAAUUUCUGGGAUGAGCAGGCCUGCUCGACGAGCAGGUGUUUGCAACGGUUCAACUUUCUUUCCAGACUAGCUUCACGUCUGGAAAUUUCAAUUCAAUUCUAAAUUCUGGUGUACGAUCGCAUUUUCGCAGUAGAGGACUUUACAUACUGUAUGUAAGUAUACUACUCACGUAAUCCGCCCGUGAUAUUUGGAAAGAGAACCAAAUCUGUGACGAAGAAUGCAAGUGGUCAGCGCUAGGUCAACGUUCCCUGAUAGCGACUGUGGUUCUCGUAUAUAAAGCACUAGACUAAAAACCAAUGUCCCGCGUUUUUGCAGCUAGCGGCAGGGGCGGGAAGCAUCACGAUGCAGCCGUCGCAUUUUCCAAAAGGA
Amoebophrya sp. A120 is the source of this 3297-nucleotide messenger RNA. The record is from the annotation of a GenBank genome assembly. NCBI's taxonomy places the organism in Eukaryota, Dinophyceae, Syndiniales, Amoebophryaceae.